AUGGGAGGCCUUCUUGAAAAGAUUGCGAUGUCUGCAGAUGAUAAUUUGGAAACAUUCACACUUGUUUGGCUCGAUGCUUCCGUUAACACAACUGAUGAAAAUCGUGACGCUCAAAAUUUACUUAAAAAAACUAUUCAUCAGUUAAAAGCGUUUCAAGAUCCUCCACAGUGUGAAAAAUACAUAUUAAGUUUGCCGGUGGAAGAUCGGGUUGUUUUGAUAGUGAGUGGGCAGUUAGGUCGAGAACAUUUGCCUAAGUAUCACAGUUAUCAGCAACUCUUAUCGGUAUAUGUGUAUUGUUACAAUCAAGAAUUAAAUGAGCAAUGGGCUGUUACAUAUCCAAAAAUAAAAGCUGUCGUUACAAACUUAAAUGAACUUAUUGCUCGAAUCCAAUUUGAUCAUGAAAAACGACAAGAAUCAAGAAUUUACGAAUCAUUACCAAUUAGUAUCUUCGACCCGCAGAUUCCUCAUGAGAAACUUACGGCUAAUCUUCAAGGUCAACUCGUUCAUUCGCAGUUAUUAAUUAAUUGUCUCCUUAGAAUGGAUUCGGACAAGAAUGAUAAGCAAAAUUUAAUCGCCCUAAGCAAAACCGUUUACAGAAAGAAUCGAACAGAGUUGAAGGCUAUCGAUGCUUUUGAACGAGAUUAUGAGCCGCAGCGGGCUAUUUUCUGGUAUACGAAAAAUUCAUUUGUUUCUCGACUAUUGAACAAAGCUCUUCGUAUUCAAAAUAUCGAUAUUCUAUUUGUAUUUCAAUUUUUUAUUGUUGAUAUUCGACGACAGCUGGAAAAAUCUCAAUGUAAAGCACGGGUAACUGUUUAUCGUGGCCAAUUAAUGUCAAAGAACGAAGUUCAGAAGUUAAAAAGUUCUCUUCACCAAUUUAUCUCAAUCAAUUCGUUCCUUUCAGCUACUAAGAAUUCCCAAACAGCUAUUUCAUAUCUGCAGAAUGCUGAUGGCUUAGAAAAAGUAUUAUUUGAAAUUAAUGCUGAUCCUGCAUUUAGCGGCGAUAAGCCAUUUGCUAACAUUCAAUCAUUCAGUGCCGAUCAAGAAGAGGAAACACUUUUCAUGUUGGGAUCGAUUUUUGAAAUCGUUGAUGUUUCUGUUGUGAAUAACGAGAUAUGGAAAGUUAGAUUAAAAUUAUUUUCUGACAAUAAUGAACAAAUUAAUUCGAAUCAGAUGCAAAAUCAGAGUCACACUCAACUUCUUGCAUUUGGACAUGUGCUGAUCACGAUGGGGAAUGUGCAAGAAGCACAGAUAUAUUACGACCGUUUACUUAAAAUACUUCCAAGCAAUGAUCCAGAUCGAGCUCGCUGCUUGGAAGCACUCGCCAGUUUAGCUGAUGAAAAAAAGGAAUAUCAGAAGAGCCUUGAAAUAUACGAAGAAGUUCUCAAAAUAAAUAAACAUACAUACGGCGAACAAAGCUCAUAUACUGCAUCGAAUUACAAUAGUAUAGGAGAAGCAUAUCGGAAGAAAGGUGAUUAUGAUAAAGCACUCCGGUGUUAUGAAGACGCAUUGAAAAUUUUGGAGCCAUAUACACAGGGUAAAGAGCUUCUACAAAAGGCUAUAUCUUUGAAUAGUAUUGGUAUCAUUCAUCAAGAAAAAAAGCAAUAUAUCGAAGCACUCAAGUAUUAUGCGAAAGCACAUGAAAUACGCCUACACUACAAGCCCCGUGAUGAAACAUCUUUAGGCAUGUCUUUAAAUAACAUUGGCAAUGCUCAGUAUCUUCUUACACGUUAUGACGAUGCACUAUAUUACUAUCAAGAAGCUCUUAAAAUCUAUAAAACUACUCUUCCACCAAACCAUCCAAAGGUUGCAUCGGUUUAUAACAAUAUAGGUGCCAUCUACGACGACAAAAAGAAAAUAAAUGAAGCCUUAGCUUUUUAUAUGGACGCUUACAAAAUUUAUGCUAAUAUAUAUUCUGAUACGCACCCAAAUCUAAUCAAAAUAAAGGAAAACAUCGAUCGUCUACAGUCUCAAGCUAAACGUUAG
Molecule: messenger RNA, 1983 nt
Organism: Rotaria socialis
Lineage: Eukaryota; Metazoa; Rotifera; Eurotatoria; Philodinida; Philodinidae
Source: the annotation of a GenBank genome assembly